Molecule: messenger RNA, 1917 nt
Organism: Panicum virgatum (switchgrass)
Lineage: Eukaryota; Viridiplantae; Streptophyta; Magnoliopsida; Poales; Poaceae
Product: VAN3-binding protein-like
Exons: 7
Coding region: 116-1570 (484 amino acids)
Biological process (GO): phloem or xylem histogenesis; auxin-activated signaling pathway; leaf vascular tissue pattern formation
Source: RefSeq, a predicted model, not a curated record
CCACCGCACCGCGGCCACCUCCGCUUCGCUCGCCACCACCUUUCCGCGCGCGCGCGCGCCCCACGCACGACACGACCGCGCGCACCGCGCACAGCAACCGCCACCUCCAGCUCCGAUGACCGGCGCCGGCGGCGCCAGGAGAGACGGCGGCGCAGACGGGGACCUCCUGCUCCGGCCGCCGGAGCCGCCGCGUGACCCGCUGGAGUUCCUGUCCCGGUCCUGGAGCGCGUCCGCGGCCGACGUCUCGCGCGCGCUCGCCGCCGCGCCCGCGCCGGCAGUGGCCGCCGGGGCUGGCGCCGCCAUCGCCGAGGACGUUGCCGGGGAGCUCGACUGCGCCGGCGCCGGCGGCGGAGGGCCCGCCUCGGGGAGCUCCUUCUCCUUCGCGUCCGCGGCCACCUCGCAGCUCGUCAUGGACCGGAUCAUGGCGCAAUCGCUGGAAGUGUCGCCGCUGACCUCCGGCCGGCUCUCCCACAGCAGCGGGCCUCUCAACGGCGGCGGCUCGCUCUCCGACAGCCCGCCCGUCUCGCCGGAGAUCGACGACACCAAGUUCUGUAGGCUGUCGAGCACGCCGAAGCCGCAGCCGUACGCCCGGGGCGGCAGCAAGACGGUGGGCCGGUGGCUCAAGGACCGGCGGGAGAAGAAGAAGGAGGAGACGCGCGCGCACAACGCGCAGGUGCACGCCGCCGUGUCCGUGGCGGCGGUGGCCGCGGCCGUCGCCGCCGUGGCAGCCGCCACCGCCGCGGCCUCGUCGGGGUCGUCCGGCAAGGGCGACCGCGGCGCGCGCACCGACAUGGCGGUGGCGUCGGCCGCGACGCUCGUGGCCGCGCAGUGCGCCGAGGCCGCGGAGGCCAUGGGCGCCGAGCGCGAGCUCCUCGCCGCCGCCGUCGGGUCCGCCGUCAGCGUCCGGAACCCCGGCGACGUCGUCACCAUCACGGCCGCCGCCGCCACAGCGUUGCGCGGCGCGGCGACGCUGAAGGCGAGGGCGCUCAAGGAGGUGUGGAACGUGGCGGCGGUGAUCCCCGUGGAGAAGGGCGCGGCGGCCGCCGAAGGCGGAGGCGGAGGGCACCACCAGCACGGCCACAAGGACAGCAGCCAGCUGAAGCACCACCAGAGUGAGCUGGAGAGCAGCAACAGCAGCUGCUGCUGCUUCAGCGACGAGCUCGCGCUGGCCGAGGAGACCAACUUCCUGGGCAUCUGCACGCAGGAGCUGCUGGCCCGCGGCACCGAGCUCCUCAAGCGCACCCGCAAAGGAUCGUUGCAUUGGAAGGUUGUCUCCGUGUACAUCAACCGGAUGGGCGUGGUGAUGCUGAAGAUGAAGAGCCGGCACGUCGGGGGGACCAUCACGAAGAAGAAGAAGAGCGUGGUGGUGGACGUGUGCCGGGACGUGGCGGCGUGGCCGGGGCGGCACCUGCUGGAGGGCGGCGAGCACCGGCGCUACUUCGGCCUCCGGACGGCGGAGCACCGGGUGAUCGAGUUCGAGUGCGGCGGCCAGCGGGAGUACGAGAUGUGGACCAAGGGCGUCGCGCGCCUCCUCACCAUCGCCGACGGCCGGAAGCGCGCCGCCGCCUGACGGCCGUCGUCGAGGCGCGGCGGCGGCUGGUCACAGCGCAGAUGCACAGGGGAGGUCAUGUAGCUAGCUAUUGGGGGUCUCACUCUCAUGCUUGUGGAUUGGUGAGAAGAUGGCAAGCGCUUUGCUCUGACUCUGAUGCUGGGUGUUGGUCUCACUUGCUGACGAACUUUGAUUGGUUGCAGUAGCUGAAUGUUCAGUAGUUCCCAUUGCAGAGCAAAGAUGAGCAUGAUUGAGCACUAACACGCGUCUACAGAGCAAAGAUGAGCUGAAACCGGUUGGAAGGGGGUGUGAAAAUCUGUCGAAACUCAUUAAAAACUGUGAAACUACAGUCUAGCGCUCUCUGGAUA